CACAAACAAACGAAUGGUUCAUUCAGAGUUUAUCAAGCCAAUUUUUAGGUAUAGCAAUAUGGGAAGUUACUAGGAGUAAAAAAAAAUGACGGUCAUAAAGCAUGUUGAUAAAUUUGGGGAAAUACAAAGAGAAAAAACAUGGUAUCAAAUUGCAGUAAUCUCAGCAAUUUCUCUGGUUGCAUUAUCCUGCGGAAUUUCUUUUGCAUGGCCAUCACCAUUCUUAGUCAAACUUGUAAAUGAUAAUGAACACUACAAUAUAACUGAAGAAGAAGCUUCAUACUUCACUGUGAUAAGCACUGUAGCAGUCAUAAUACUACCAGUAUUCUUGUCGAUGAUAGUUAAUCAGAUUGGAAGAAAACGUUUGCUACUAUUAUCAUCAUUACCUUACGUUAUCACAUAUGUACUUGAAGCGUUUUCUACAAAUAUUUGGCUAUUUUAUUUAGCUAGACUAAUUAACGGAAUUGGUGACACUAUUGCAUAUACGUGCCUAGUAGUUUAUAUCGGCGAAAUAUCCAGUCCACAAGUAAGAGGCACCUGGGGCAAUGCAAUUGUUUGGGCAGGUUUCUUAGGCCAAUUUGUUAUUAACGUUUUAGGAUUAUAUUGUAGCGUUACGGUUGCUUCUUUGAUUUGUGCAAUAUUUCCUAUAAUAUUUUUAUUCAUUUUUGUGUUUAUGCCAGAAAGUCCAUAUUUUUAUAUACAUAAAGGACAAGAUGAACAAGCUAAACUUAGUUUAAGAAGGCUCAAACGUAAAAAUAAUGUAGAAGAAGAGUUUUCAAAACUAAAAGAAGUCAUGGAAAAGCAGUUAAAGGAAUCAGGUUCUUGGUCAGAUUUGAUAACAAAUAAAACAAACAAAAGAGCUUUAUUUACUGCAAUUUUUUUACGAAUCAGUCAAAUAUUCUCAGGCAUAUUCACCCUGGGCCCAUACAUACAAUUUAUAUUUUUAAAAUCUGGAACUGACAUUAGCUUGGAACUAUCUACAAUAGUAUACACGUUUGUGAAUUUUCUUUUAUAUUCAACUGCUUCAUACGGAUCAAACAAAUUGGGUAGAAGGGUAUCUCUUAUUUCAUCAUUACUAUGUACAUCUGUUAUCUUUUUGCUAGAAGCAGCAUAUUUUUUUAUUGAUACAUUUUAUCCUGAUAUUAACCUUAAACCAAUUCAGUGGUUUCCUUUAGUGGGUCUCAUACUGUUUUUGAUAUUUUCGUCAUAUGGUAUAGGUACUGUACCCUUUCUCAUGCCUGGGGAACUAUUUGCUCCCAAUAUCAAAGCCAAGGGCAUAUCUGUAGCCAUUUCGGCAUUUGGAUUAUCAAACCUGAUUAUGAAUACAUUAUUUUAUAGUUUGAACAAUGUAACAGGACUAGGAGGGCCAUUUUUAUUGUUUGGGGUAUGUAACAUCAUUUCAGCUAUUUUGACGUACAAAUUUGUACCUGAAACAAGGAAUAAGACUUUGGAAGAAAUUCAAAUUAUAUUAAGUAAAAUGUAAUAUACCGCAAUAAAACUUUUUUAUCUAUUAAAAUUAAAAUAUAAAUUAAAAUAUUUGUAGAAAAAA
Messenger RNA from Diabrotica balteata, 1546 nucleotides. The record is from the annotation of a GenBank genome assembly. NCBI's taxonomy places the organism in Eukaryota, Metazoa, Arthropoda, Insecta, Coleoptera, Chrysomelidae.